Messenger RNA from Chondrus crispus (carragheen), 980 nucleotides. RefSeq lists its product as hypothetical. The coding region runs from base 1 to 363 and encodes 120 amino acids. The transcript has 2 exons. Lineage: Eukaryota; Rhodophyta; Florideophyceae; Gigartinales; Gigartinaceae. The record is from RefSeq and is a predicted model, not a curated record.
AUGAGUGGGGACGGAAAACGUGUGGCAUCUGUAACGUGGUACGAUGAAGAGCAGAUGUGGGGCGUGGAUGUGUGGGACGUGGAGAGAGGGAUCAGACUUCAUGACGGGAUGGAACAGGUAGAGGAUUUGGAAGAAAUCACGAGUCGGUUCCUGAGGACGGCAGACAUGGGUACUGCUUCUCGCGCAGGACGAACAUCACAAAUAUUUUCAACGGAGCGAGAAAUUGUGCAAAGGCGAGAGGAUGGGUCUGAGACUGUCUUGGUCCAGUUGGAGGGUGAUGCAGACUUGCAGAUAGACCAGGAUCAUGGGGUCAUAUUCGGAUGGUCGGGUCAUUUGGUUGUUAUCAUGAAGCUAGUGGUGUAAAUUGCGAAAAGCGAUAAACGCUUGCCGCCCGAGACAUUAGUAAUAUGCGUUGCAACUGCGCGCGGUAGUAGUGGGGAGGGUUUUUUCUGUUUUGUUAUGCUUGCCUGAGAAGCUUGCUUGAUAGACGUAGCAGUCCAUGUCUUUGUAUGUAUGAACUACCGACCUGCUUCCCGUCAUCGUGCCCUCUUGUGCUCACUACGAUAUCUUGCAUCUUGUGCAAUAACGUGCAGGCACCUGGCCGUCAGAUGCGCCAGUUGCGAGCGAGUAAAGAUGUAGAGUUUGUAAGUGAAUCAAGGGUGUGUUCAGAAGCGUUGCAGACCCGCUCAAGGUGGGGCGUGCAUCUCAAUGUUGAGAGGCGAUGGGUACACGUGCACAGGUCCACACGUGUGAGAAGAAUAGUGGCAAAGGAGGCCAGCUUAGGGUGUGUCUUAACUUGCCCGGGUUUGCUUUGCUUGCCCGAGUUUGCCGGUCAUUUAUUAAUUUAUUAAUGUAAGUACACGCCUUCCCCUUACGUUAGUAGUGGACAGGUGUCCCAGAGCGACGGUGCUGACUUACAGAGGCAUACAGCGCCAUAAAUUGCCAGAACACAACGGGGAGGACACUGUGGGUUCUACAAA